UUUUACCCUUUCUCUUCAUUAAUUCAACCUUUUUUUUCCUCUCUCCUCUUUCUCUCUGUAUUCGGCUUUUUCAGCUUCACACCGGACACAACCUCAUCUUCUCUCUCUAAAACCUCACUUUCUCUUUCUCCAAGCUCCGAAACAAACCCUAAAACCGCCUGAUCUCCGUCGGACCUCCGCCAUUUUCUCCGGCCGGCGACCGGACAAGAAGCUAGCCUCUCAAGACCUGUUUCCGGCAGGGUUCCGACCCUAGCACGUCCUCCCUAUGAUCCGAUCUGAGAUGGAGUUGUUCUGGUUUUCCGAGAAACUCAUUUUCCGGUCGAGCUUAGCUUGAGGAAAAGAGGAGAGAGAAAGGUGUGGUAGAGAGAUAGAGAGAGAGGGGAGAGAAGAGAAUCGGAAGGUAGAAAUGUACAAGAACCAGCUUCAAGAGCUGGCGCAGAGGAGCUGCUUCAACUUGCCGUCGUACACGUGCAUUAGAGAAGGUCCGGACCACGCGCCGAGGUUCAAGGCCACCGUCAACUUCAACGGCGAGACCUUCGAGAGCCCUCACUACUGCUCAACUCUCCGCCAGGCCGAACACUCCGCCGCCGAGGUCGCCCUAAACUCUCUUUCCAACCGUGGCCCCUCUCACUCCCUCGCCGCGAGGAUCCUCGAUGAGACAGGGGUGUACAAAAACCUCUUACAGGAAAUAGCUCAAAGAGUUGGAGCUCCGUUGCCCCAAUAUACAACAUACAGGUCAGGCCUUGGACACCUACCUGUAUUUACAGGGACUGUAGAACUGGCAGGAAUCACUUUCACAGGAGAACCUGCAAAGAAUAAGAAACAAGCGGAAAAGAAUGCUGCAAUGGCAGCUUGGUCGUCUCUGAAACAAUUGGCAAAAGAAACUGCAAGUUCGUCUGAGGCAGAGAACAGUGAUGAGUUGGAGCAGAUCACUAUAGCUCGGGCUUUGUUAAAUUAUCGGUUGAAGGAAAAGAUGGCAAAUCCUAAUUCCCCAAUACCAUUUCCAAAGAAGUUUCCAGUGCAGCCCCCAAGACCAACCAGUCCUCAAACUCCCUUGGCUACGACAUCAAAAAUACUUCCUUUAAUUUGUCAAAAGACAGCUUCUAGAAACAGACUUCCGCCAAAUGCAUUUAGCGACAGUUCUGUAACACCAUCACAGCCUCCGUUAGAAGGUCGUGGGGUCCGUCACCAGAGGUCACUUACUGUUGGAGCACUUCCUUUUGUUCCCAUGCGUCAAAUGAGAGCAUCUUGCCAUGGCAUGGCACCACCUGUGACAAUGAGGACCGUUGUGCCUGUGUACUCUGCGCCUCCUCUUCCUCCACCAGCUGCAGUGCCCCAUCAGGUCAUUCGUGCGCCACCAGUACGAAUUGCUCCUCAAGUCACCAUCAGGCAGGCUGUGCCGGUAUUUGCUGCUCCACCUGUUCGAAGAGAUGAUUCUUCAAUUGUUCGAAAAGAAGAUCCUUUAGCUGUGCAAAAAGAAGAUCCUGUAGCCAUCCAAAAAGAGGAGCCUGUAGCAGUCCGAAAAGAUGAUCCUGUAACCGUCCGAAAAGAUGAUCUUGUAGCCGUUAGGAAAGAAGAUCCUCCAGCUGCCGUUGUUGCUCCUACUCUACAGAAUAAAUCGUCGUAUGAUAUAGAGGCAACUGAAGACAAAACUACAAACGAUUCAGUAGGGUCCGAAGCGGUGCAGAGCUUGGAACAACUGAAAAUCUGAGGUGGUUGGCAAGAACUAACCCCGUGGGGAGAACAUUGUGAUGUUUUGUGCCGGUUUUAAGUUUGUUUUUUUGGCAAUCUUUUCUCAUUUUAUUAUAUGUGCUCUUUGCCACCUUUGUUUUCUUUUUUUCUCUCUUGCCCUUUCUACCCUUUUUGUUUUGUUAAAAAACUACAGUUGGCAGGUUAAGUUAGUAUCAGCAUUCUCAUAUCUACGCGGUUCAAGAGUUUCAGUUUAUUUGCUGCUCGUAUUAGGCAUUGUGGCCAUUAUUAGUGGCAUAGUUUGAAGCAGCCCUAGUAAUUUAUCAUGCAUUUUUUCUUUUUUUUUUUUUGCCUCUGCCAAACUUCGUCAGAUGUGGGUCAGCAAUACUUUUUCUUGUCGGGGUGAUGAUAAGAAUUGGUUCA
This is a messenger RNA of Morus notabilis, 2112 nucleotides long. Its product is annotated as double-stranded RNA-binding protein 2. Gene Ontology annotation, molecular function: double-stranded RNA binding. The transcript has 3 exons. Bases 407 to 1711 code for a protein of 434 amino acids. The record is from RefSeq and is a predicted model, not a curated record. Lineage: Eukaryota; Viridiplantae; Streptophyta; Magnoliopsida; Rosales; Moraceae.